Toxotes jaculatrix (banded archerfish) is the source of this 10781-nucleotide messenger RNA. RefSeq names its product UDP-Gal:betaGlcNAc beta 1,4- galactosyltransferase, polypeptide 6 (gene b4galt6). The record is from RefSeq and is a predicted model, not a curated record. NCBI's taxonomy places the organism in Eukaryota, Metazoa, Chordata, Actinopteri, Toxotidae. The coding region runs from base 2141 to 3157 and encodes 338 amino acids. The transcript is spliced from 9 exons. Gene Ontology annotation, biological process: carbohydrate metabolic process; glycosphingolipid biosynthetic process. Gene Ontology annotation, molecular function: UDP-galactose:glucosylceramide beta-1,4-galactosyltransferase activity.
UACAAGGUAACAGUUAAUGUGAUUACGCCAGGAUUAUUUCCUCCAACUCAGCAAGCUCUAGCUGCUGUCACAGUCCAUGCUAGCGCUGCAAACUAUUUGCUAACAGGCUAACUAGCACUCAGCUAAAAAGUACACCCCAGACCAUGUAUUUUGCGAUGUUAAAGAGCAAAUUUGAGUCUCCAAGUGGCAAGCAGAUUGAAAUAUUACCGAAAUGUUUCUUUCUUGUAUUGUAUUUAUGCGUGAUUUGCAUUUCACCUGGUGUUUGACAGCAGACUUGUGAAUGAAUGAACUGUGUGCAUUACUGCUAAUGUUAUUACAGGGGUUCUACCCAGGCGAAUAGUGGCUACACAGCAACAUGGGCGAUUUCAGUCAGUCCAUGACUGGAAUUUACAUGUUUACAUGUACUGAAGAGCCGGUCAAAAUGUCCCAGUAUUCACCAUCUCCAAAUGUGUUCAGUUUCUUGGACACAUUUUGAGUUGAAUUACUCCAUAUAUACCACAGAGUUUUGAGUUUCUGAAACGAUAUCAUAGCAAUCUUGGGACUCUGGUCAAACUCUCCAAGUACAUCAUAUACUGGUUGUACACACAUAAGCUCAAUGUGAUGCGUAUGAUACGACCGUUGACAAGAUCCUGAUGUUUGAGCAGUCAGAUAUGGCUACAGACAUUUUCCCAACUGCAACUGCCACAAAAAUAUUGAGAAAAAAAGCUUUUGAGUGCUAAUAUUUAAAUUCUCUUGGGCAUCAAUGCAGAUGCUAUGUUUGUACAUGGUAGGCUGGGUAUGUUUCUGUUUGCUUUUUGUCAUGCAAGGUGAUUUAAUGUUUUUUCAGGUAGUUGCUGUGGUAUUCAUGUGCUGGAGGAAAGUACGGAAGUAGGAACUGUAUGCUCGUAGUGCAGGCUGUUACUGGUGAUCAGUGGUGGUCAUGCUUAGGAGGCAGUUCUGGGAAAAUUCACUGAAUACAUAAGUUGGCAUGAAGUCUAGCACCAUGGGUGUGGAUGCAAAGAAAUAAGAUGGCCAAGACAGGAUGGUUUUGUGUUCUAGAUUUAGGCUGUUUUAUUUGGUGUGUGUGGGAGUUGGCUUUUGUCUUUUUGCUUGUUUUGUUGUACUAAAUUGCAUUGUAUAAAGUAAAGGUAAGGUGCUCAUGUAAUGAAGUAGCGAAAUACAUCUAUCCUUAUUAUGUGAUGAAGUCUAAUGUUAAAAAGGCUUCAAACUCAUAAUCACAGGUACAAAUGUAUGUAUGGUAAUUACACUGCAUAUGUGUACUCACUGCUAAUUGUAGUUAUUUGGAAAAAAUAUGCCACAUGCUACUGAAGUAAAAAUAUCACAAAGAUGCAGUUAUCACCUGUUUUCUGUAUGAACUCUUGGACAUUUACACUUAGCAAGGUUAAUUGGGGCUUUAACAUGCUCUCGGACAUUUCUGUGUUUUAUCGUACCUACAUAACUACUACUACAUUUAAGGUGGUGCACAUGCAGCACAGCAUGUGAAAGCUGAGAGUCUUAUCUUUUCAGUGAUAUAAACAUUUACAAGAUACAACAACUGUAGGUACAACUAAACCAUCUUCUAAAAUACAUCAAAGUAAUAAUGUCAACGCUUAUUUUUAUGUGGUUCCAACACGCAUAGCAACAACAACAAAAAUGGUCUUGUUUUGUCCGGAAAUGUCCAAAGAAUUGCAAUUGGAUCGUUCCAGUUUGAAAAUAUAUCCCACUAUUUCUCCUUCGUUUCGUUUUGUCGCCUUUGUUUUGUUUUGAAAGUUGACAGGCAUUUUUUGCAAAUUUGGCAGGAAUGUUAAGGGGUUAAGGAAUCAGCAUUUAAGCCAUGGUUUAUAGGCCCUAUCUUUUUUAAAGUUAGAAAAUAACUGACAAAAGACAAUAACUCCUAGUGAGACAUUCACUGUUGACAUUUUCCACAUACCAGCAUGAAUCCACAGGUAUGAAUUAUUGACAGCAUCCAUGCUGCCUUACCGCUACCCAGUAUAAUAAGGAUACAGAUGAGUGACAAAAGAAAGGAAGAAACGAAAGAAAUGAGUGGAGGAGUAUUACAAAUGUGAAUGCUUCCAUACAGGACACAAGGACUUGCUGAAGCUGUUCUGGAGGCUCAUGCUGGCCCAACACCUUACUACCACUAUCCAACACAUACUUUUUCAUGGUGCAGGCUCAGGGCAUCAUGUUAAGGGACAAUGUAAGGACCAUCGGCCAGAUGAUCCGGUUGUAUACCAACAAGAACAGUACAGUCAAUGGGACGGACUAUCCUGAUGGCAGUAACUCCAGUGAAUACCUGGUUCAGCCAACUACGUAUCUUCCAGAGAACUUCACCUAUGCCCAGAACCUCCCCUGCCCGGAGCGAUUACCUUCUAUGAAGGGCCUUAUGGAAGUGAACAUGACAGAGAUCCCUAUGGAGGAGAUAGAACUGAAGUUCUCCAAGUUUUUUGACAUUGAGUUUGGAGGCCAUUGGAAACCACAGGACUGCAGACCUCGCUGGAAGGUGGCCAUCCUGAUUCCAUUUAGAAACCGCCAUGAACAUCUCCCCAUCCUCUUCCAACACCUUAUCCCCAUGUUGCAGAGACAGCGGUUGCAGUUUGCCUUUUACGUCAUUGAACAGAGUGGGAGCCAGCCCUUUAAUAGAGCCAUGCUGUUUAAUGUGGGAUUCCUCGAGGCCAUGAAGGACUUGGACUGGGACUGCUUGAUCUUCCAUGAUGUUGACCACAUCCCUGAGAAUGACCGAAACUACUAUGGCUGUGGUCAGAUGCCACGCCACUUUGCUGCCAAGCUGGACAAAUACAUGUACAUUCUUCCAUACAGCGAAUUCUUUGGCGGUGUGAGUGGACUCACCGUGGAGCAGUUCCGCAAAAUUAAUGGCUUUCCCAAUGCAUUCUGGGGCUGGGGAGGAGAAGACGACGACUUGUGGAACAGGGUUCACUAUGCUGGUCUGAAUGUCACGCGACCAGAGGGAGAGAUCGGCAAGUACAAGUCAAUUCCCCACCACCACAGAGGAGAGGUGCAGUUCCUUGGGAGAUAUAAACUGCUGAGGUAUUCCAAAGAGCGGCAACACUUGGACGGCCUCAACAACCUCCAUUACAGCCCCCACGUCUCCCUCAGCAGCCUCUACAAGAACAUCACGGUGGACCUGUAUCCUGAGCUUGCCCCUAUCACAGACUACUGAACUACCCCCACCCACCCCCUCCUCCACAUCCCCAACUGAAAGAGCUCCCCUUCGGCCCUGGCCUCCUCGCACCCCUUUCAACUAUUCACAGGCAGAGUGGUGGUGCGGCACGGCUUAUAUGGGGGGGGCACAAGCUGGGAGGGGUGAAGAGGCGCAACAUGUAAUGCUGCCAAGAAAUCCUGAUGAGGAAAAAGAAAAGAAGAAAAUAGAAACCGAAAAAAUGAAGAGGCAGUGGCAAGUCUCUCAAAGUGACCUGUUGAUAUUUUGUGUCUCUGCGUGUGUACUUCUAUAUUUGUGAGGAACCAGUUUGAGUGUUAGACAUGACGGCAUGAGGACAUUUUGGCCAGUCCUCACUUUCUGACACACCUUCAAAGGGCUGCUUGAGGGUUAAGACUUGGUCUUGAUGGUUAAUGUUAGGGUAAAGGGGCUUGGGAAUGUCAGUGGGUGUCCUCACAAAGAUAAAAGUACGUGUGUGUGUGUGUGUGUGUGUUUUUGGUGGUUUGGGGUGGGGGGCUGCAUGUCUUUAUGUCCGUGCUGGUUUAAACACAGUUGACAUGAGUCUUGGUUUAGGCUGGAGGGAGCAGCAGCAUCUCAGCUCUCAUGUUUACUGCAAAGCCUUAAUGUGGCAGAACCACAGCUCCCUCUGCUCGGCUCCGCACUGCUUCACUUCUGAUGUAUCACCGCCACCUUACAAGCCAACAGACAAGUUCUUGUCUCAAUUUCUACUAUCACUUGUUUUAUACAUAUCAUUUUGUUAGGCCACAGUAUUCCUAAAAGGAGGAAUCUGAGCAAGGUCAACAUUAAUAUUUGUGACGUACUUUUUUUUUUUUUUUUUUUUUUUGAUACGUGCUAUUUAUUUUCUCUGAUUCGGGAUGUUUGAAGAAGCACUCCUGUCUAUGUCACUCAAGUAUUUCCGUUUGUUUUGCUGCACUGCUGCUGAAUCCGCAUGAACAUGUAUGUAAAUACUGGGCUCUAAAAAGCUUGAACACAGAACACAAAUAUGUAAAUAUGGGCCUUUUAAAUGCUUGGGCAAAUUACAGUGAUAUUCCAGUGGGUUUGAAAUUUUAUUUUGGCAGCUACCUUCUUUCAGAGGAUUUAAUAAGAGAGAGUGGUUUCUUCCUAACUGGAAGAUCUUCUAUAGGAUGUUUGGCUUUAAAAGAAAAAAAAAAGAAAAAAAACAAGUAUCCAAAUCUCAAGAUUUGGCAUUAUCUUUUGCAUGCCUUAAUUUAUUACGUUUAUCAGAUUUUGUUCUUUUCAAACAACAUAAAUUAUUUCAUCAUUUGGAAAUGUGUAUAGUUCUAAUUUUGCCUUUUGUUUUGCUUUGUUUUUUUUUUUCUUUGAGUUGCACUGUGUGAAAAAAUAGAGCUGCUCCUCAGUAGGAGGACUUGACUGAGUCAUCCUCCUUGACUUUGUACAAGGAGGAGGGUCAGCCAUUACAGCAGGAGUGUCUUCACACAACAUCCUUUAUUGCAGGUUCAUCGUCUCUUGUGAGUAUAUUUUUUUGUCUCAGAUGUAUUUUUAUUUUUACAUUUUUUAAAAUUAUUUUUAUUCUAAUGAUUUAGUGCUGGACCAUGUGAUAAAGCUCUUCAUUGUACUGUACCAUGCACUGAAGCAUGGCGAUUUGGGCUGGAUGCUGUGUGUGGCUGGACUAUAGUGUUAUGAUUUUUUUUUCCUCUAAAAUUGUGAGGCAGUAAGAAGGGCCAGAAUGAGAGAACCUUGGUGUCAGCUCUUCACAGCUGAAACUAUUGCUGUUCUUGAAUGGCACAAAAUGUCAAAAGUUUCAUUUCUUAAAUCUCUGAAUACUAUAAAGUUUGGAGAAAAAUGUUUAGGCAGAUUUAUUUUGACCAGAUAUUCACUGUUAAGAUGAUCUUCUAUAUCUCCAGAUUUUGAAUUUGACCAUGAAUUGUAUGUUUGGACAUUUUCUUUUACUGUAUGCCCUGUGAUGUUAAAUCGUAACUCCAUUUUUGCUCUGGACUGUAUUUUCUGUUCCAUCAAACUAUUCAUCAGACUAUUUCAUCUUGUUAAGUUGCUUCAUGGUGAGUCCCUCAGAGGCUCUCCUGUACACUGUGUGAUUUGGUCUUCAGUCCAAAUGGUGGUUCUACAUCUCACUGUGAGACACAUCCACUGGUGGUCCACUUGGGCUUCGGUGACCAAAAAGGUGUAAGAACUUUAGAACCAAAUGGUCUCAUUUUUUAAAAAGAGUAAAAAAAAUGUUGCAAACCAACUCACCACAAAUUUGCCUUGUUUCCGUGGAAUUAUAGAUGGAUAGAUAUUAGCAGACAGACAACUGGGAAAAAAUGUGUCUGCUGAUGAAGAUCAUGUGAUCAAAAGCUCCAGAGCAGCUGCUAAAAAGACUGGCAGCAGAUGGACGACUCUUGUAGUGAUAUGGCUCUGCUUGUUUUACAUUGUCAGACAGAAAAAACCCCAAUUUGAAGUAAUUUCUUUGGAAAAUUGUAACAUUAUUGGCCAAAUAAUAAACCAGUUGAUAGAGAAAAGAAUCAGAAGAUAACCUGAAAGCAAAAUUGUUUUCUAUUUACAUUGUAGUUCUUUGAGUAUUCUUGUGUGCCUCAAGGUUUGAUACAGUCACGAUAUUGGUGACCUAGACUUUAUUAGAUGCAUCUGAUGUGCUAUACAGUGAACCUCUAUGAUGGCUAAUAUCACACAGUAUACAGUUUGCGGUAAUACUGUUCAUUGUGUGUUUCCUGUCAGUACUAGUGGGCUACUAAAAACGCGUCUUGUUUCAAAGUUCAAAGUUUUUGUAAUGAGACAUGUACAAGUGUCUUGAUUUUGAGUUCACCCAAGGUCUCAGAACCAUUAGUAUUCAUUUUGCACCACUUUUCACAGAGCAGCUUUUGGGUUUUUGACUUUGAUGACUUGCCAUUACAGAACAAGUGUGUUGAAAACGUGUAUACUGUUAAUAUUUGGAGGGGCACACUUGGAUGUAUGACACAGGCAAAUUAUGCAUGCAGUUUUGUUGACAGCAGAUGGAUAGGUCAGAUGGCAAAUAUGGCACAGGUAUGAAAUGGCCAGAGUAAUGUUUCAAAUUUCUUUUCCAUAGAUUUAAAAGCAUUACUUGUCAGUCAGUACACCCGGGAUUCCCCACACAGAUGAUGUCUUCUGAGAAUGGCCCUUUGUCAAGCCACGGUGGAUAUAACCAAUGAUAUACCCUAACCCCCAAAGCCUCCCCCUCCCAAAAGCCCUUGCAGCAGUGAUGGUUGGAGUAGCCUGUAUGUUUACAGAAUUUUUUUUUUGUCCUCCUCAAUAGCAGAUGCAGCUAAACCCUGCGCUCCAAUAGAAUUUAUCUUAUGUUCACCAGAAGACCGGAGUCAUUCUGACACUGUGUCAAAGUUAACCUCUUUUAGACAUGGUCUGUCCUGUGCGUGAACUGGGUACUACUCUCAACAAUGUUGGUUUAUCUAAUGAUUAUCUUGUGCUAUGCUUUCCUAGUGUAGUACCACAUUUUUUUUUGCACAAGAGAAGAAAUCAGGUUUGUUUAUGGGUGAGUAGCUAUGAUCGGGCUGUGAUGCAAGUAACCUGCAGGGUUGUUAAGAGGUGGCUCACAUAACCUGACCACUCACCUGGCUUCUUGGCAGUCAGCUGGCUAGGGAGUAUACAGAGCCAUGUAAUGACAGAGUUUAGGGUUUACACAGUCUCCCCUAACAUUUUUUUUUCUUUUUUUUUGAUUCGCAUCACCUGUCAAAAAACAUAUACCAUCCCCUGCCCCACGUUUCAGUCCAUGGGGACCUGGCCUCUACAGUUCUGCACCUGUCUCCCACAUGAACCCUUAAUAAUGCUCUUAGAAAAAUGGACAUUACAAACCAUGGUGUACUCUGUAUUUCCAUGCCCAUUUUCUGAGGUAUCUUAUUUUUCUUUGCAACCACCUGAAUUUAGAUGUGACUGUUCCCAGUAUUUACAGUGCAGUUUGAUAGCACAGAAUAAUUUAGCAUUUUUAAAAGGUAUAAAGCAGCAGCCCAGCAAUUUAGUCUUGUGUUUCAGUAAAAGUUGGGCAACUUACAACAAACAAUUUUUUUAAAAAAAAUGUGAAAAUUAAAUUAUCACAGGUUUCAGUACCCUGACUUGUAGUCUCUUAGUAAGUUUCUUUGCCAACUGUGAUCCAGUAUUACUCUGUGCAGAUGACUAUAAUAAAGGCUUCGAACUGAAGAAUAUUGGCACCAAACUCUGAAAGCACUGAAACCUGCACUUGCCAUAAUGCAACUCAAAGAAUCUUUUGUCUGACCCUCUAUGCCCGAUUAAUGUAGAUUUCCAACUGAAGCCCAAGCCUGAUUACAUCAUUAUGACAUCAUCAGUGUUAUUUUGUCCCCCAGAGCCACAGAAGACAUACAUCAUCAUUUGUCACAGGCAGAGUAGUACUUGACAGGUACACUUAGCAUGAUGAGGCAUGCCAGUCAAGGGGUUCACCAAAAAUGCGACAAACUGACUAUAUCUAACAGAGGCUUCUUUUACAUACUUCUUUUACAUGUUGUGCUUUAUCUUUCUUCUCUCUGCUUUAUGCAGCGAGCAGUGUCAAAGUAAAUGUAGAGAGUUUGUUUUUCCCAUCAUCAUGAGGAGUUCAGAAAUGAUGGGAGAGGGCAGUAAGCAUGUAACACCUGACAUCAACCUUCUGCAUAUGCCAUUAUGGAUCCACUUGGAUCUGCUUAGUAUCUGUCUUGCAUGGCCAAAGCCAAAACUCUGGUCCAAAUUGCCAAGUUCUAAACUGGGAAAAUAAUCUUUGUGAUCAGUUUUCUAAAUUCGUCCUUUGCUUUGGGUGUGUUGGGUGUCAGCGUCAGUGGGUUCCUGGUGCUAGCUGAGGUCGACUCCACUCAUCUCAUCAGCCCUUUGUAUCACACGGCUGUCAGAAAUAUCUAAGACAGCUCCAAUGAUUUGUUCAUCUUUAGACAACUGUAUUCCAUUUUGCAGUAUUUAUUUGUGCCUUGAGCUCUUUCUUUCUUUCCCUUCUCUUUACAUUCAAACUGAAGACAUUAAAAAUAGUUUUGUUUUCCUAAAUUGUCAAUGUUUUGCCCCUUCAUAUUAAUAUCGAGUCAAAUAGGAGUGUGAAGUAUGUUCAUGAUAUGAAUUUGCAAGACGUGAUGAAACCUGCUCAGUCUGUCCACUCCAGUGUUUAUGGCUGCCUUGAGAUCAUGUGUCAUGAUCCACUGUUGACUGCCUGCAGAUCAUGUUCAACGAAGUUUUUGCCCACAUACACAAGCAAUGAGGUAUAGGAUUUUCCAUUUCUUGCAUGUCAGAAGUUGAGAUUUCAUCUCAUUUACUAAGAAAUCCAUGCUAGCCCCAUCCAAUUUGCAGGUGCCCCACUCACUUGGAGCUGAAGCUACGAGGCUAAUCCACAAAGAACUGCAUCCUUAAACCUCUUCUAUAGCCUUGAGUCACCAUGGCCCUGGUCACCAAUGACCAGAGCAGAUACACAGAGGCUUUACUUUUAUGAACAGUGCUGCAGGCAGCUUUCCACUGGUGAGGAGUUACUGAUCAGAGAGAUGAUGUGAUGUGUUUAUGCUGAUGUUAUGACAUAUGUAUCCCUGUGAAAAGGAUGUUUCCACAAUGUUUUUCAUUAUCAUGUGCAGCACUGUGGUCUUUUUUUCCAUGUUCAUCAGGCACUUCUGACACUAUGAAAAUGUCUUUGACUCUCAAAUAUGUUAAUAAUUACAAUGUGACUGGUAAGUCAAUGUAAAGUAUACCAGUUACAUAUCACAGAUACAUCAGUAUCAACAUAUAUGCUGGCAGACAAUAAUGUGGAUUCAGAAAUACCAAAGAUGUUUGGAGUCUCUUAGAAACAGUGCUGAUGUUGCAUAGUUUGUCCAUUAAAGACAGUGACACGUUUAUUUAUCGACUGCAGAAUUCUCUUCUCGAUACAAUUCCUUAUGAACCACACUUAAGGAAUCUGUAUUAAAAUACUUUUUUUUAAACAAAAUACUUUAAAUAUACCAGAACAUUCAGCCAUAUCCUGUGGCCUUUUCAUCUGCAGAUGGAGAUUGCUUGUAACAUGAUAACAGUAGAAAUGAUAAAUCAGAAGGGAUAUCUCUGCAGUCCUCUGCAGCUCCCCAUCUCCAUAUUUGUCUUAAGCUUUGUAUUGCAUCACCUAUUCCCUAAACUAUGGCCACUUGCAAUAACAUUUAAGGCAUUUAAUUUAAAUUCUGAUAGUAAAUAAAGCCCCGUCCACAUAUGUUGUUUCAUGCUGCUGAAAUAUGUACAUUAUGGAUGAUAGACAAACUUCUGUUUUUCUUUAAACUAAAUGAUUAUCCUUGGAAGAACUUCCUUUUAAGGGCAAAUAUUUAUUAAGAGAACUGGAUAUGGCACCGCCACUGAGCCUUGCUGUCAAUUUGCUGCCACACUUGUGGUAUUCUAACAAAAAAACAACAAAACACACCUCCAACUCCAUAGGAUGGAUUAUGACUUUAUAUUCUGAAUUUUUAAUAUUAGGAGAGAUUAUACAUUUCUGGAGCUCUUAAAAGUGAUUCUAUUUGUGUGAGGUCCUAUCAAUGUAAAAUCUAAAAAAAAAAAAAUAAUAACAACAAAAAACUAGAAACACUAGAAAACUAUUAUGGCUCAUGUGCUAGGUGAGCAAUUUUCAUUCAAGUCAGUGGUCAGUAGCUUUGAGUCCGCUAUCCAGUUCUCCUGAUUCAUCCAUGAUUUAUUAUCCCAUCCAGUUUGGAAAUACCCCGUCCACUAAGUGCUGGUGCCUGUCUGCAGAGAUACACACUAGGAUAAAUCAGCAGAUAUUAGUAUAUUGCAGAUAUUCUGGCAUUGCUUUAAACGGCAGCCAACAAAUAACAAGAACUGGCCUAACUGAAAUACCAAAGAUAUGUUUCAAGAAAUUUGGAAAAACAUUGCACCACAACGUCCAUUAACAGUUGUUCUGGAGCUUCCAGUGUUUAUUAAAUGAUCAUUGCCCGUUUAUGUAAAAUUUAAAUAAUUUUAUAUUAUCAAAAUUUCUAACUCCCCAUUAGGGGUGUCAAAUUCUAGUAUCAGUUGGAUUCUUCAAAACAACUGAACCAUCUUCAUUUCAGCUGAACAAAUACCAUCCACUGAUGAAGGCCACAAGAUAUGGCUGAAAACCCCAGAAAGUUCCCAGCAAGUUGACCUUGGGCUAAGAAAUAGUUUUUGUCAAACUGCUCUUUCCAAGGUCAAUAAUGAACUCUCAAGCUCCAUUACAAGGUGGAAAAUCAGCUGAUAUAUUGUUAUCAGAUUUUUUUUUACUGAUCUCGGAAUAGGCAUUAAACAUCCAGUCUCCAUCAGGCUGUUACCAAAUAAAAGGCUGCCAAGGUGUUGCUUUUGGCCACAGUGUUUGGUAUUUUUUGAUGGCUGACCAAUAGCAGAGACAUUUUCUUAGCAAUGUCCUGAGUGCUUCAUGAAACCUAAAAAUGGUAGUGAAACAGAAGAAAUCACAGAGGUAUUUUCCCCUGGAUGUUUGACCACAUCACUUCCAUCACAGUAGGAUGUUGAUCCUCUGUAAGCCGAACCCCACUCCCCAACCAACCACUCACAACCCACCCCUCACAUUUUUCUUGACAACCUUGACCUGCAUGAAAUUCAGUGAUGUUAUAGGUUAUAGGGUACUGGAGGACAUUUUCAGUUUGUUUGUUUGUUUUUUUUGUUUUGUUUUGUUUUGUUU